This is a messenger RNA of Notechis scutatus (mainland tiger snake), 1002 nucleotides long. The record is from RefSeq and is a predicted model, not a curated record. NCBI's taxonomy places the organism in Eukaryota, Metazoa, Chordata, Lepidosauria, Squamata, Elapidae.
AAUGAAACCCAUCCAGCUCCUUGCAAAUCAGCCAGCUUGUCUCCGGUUUCCGAAAUACUCACCCCCCGACCCGGCCCGAGUUACAUGCCUCAGAUUGCAAAACCAUCCACCACCGAUGUUAUCACCUUGCGGAGUCCACUCAAUUCUUUCACCAGCCAUUUUGGUUCGUCCUUUGGGGUGAUACCUCACCCUACCCUCAAUGGGGAAUUGGCUGCACCGAGUUCCUACAUCAGUAUCCAUCUUUCUGCAGGCCCCGGAAUCUACGGACGGUCUCCCUUGGUGGCUUUUGAAUCUCACCCACAUUUGCGGGGAUCGCCCCCCUCGGCCUCCCUCCCUGCUAUUUCCGGCAGCAAGCCGGCCUAUUCCUUCCACGUCAGCGCUGACGGGCAGAUGCAGCCGGUGCCCUUCCCUCCCGACGCCCUGAUCGGCUCCGGCAUCCCACGCCACGCCCGCCAGCUCCACACGCUCUCCCACGGCGAGGUGGUCUGUGCCGUCACCAUCAGCAAUUCCACCCAGCACGUCUACACGGGGGGCAAAGGCUGCGUCAAGGUCUGGGAUGUGGGGCAGCCGGGCACCAAGACCCCCGUGGCCCAGCUGGACUGCCUGAACCGAGACAACUACAUCCGAUCCUGCAAGCUUCUUCCUGACAGCCGCAGCCUCAUCGUUGGGGGCGAGGCCAGCACCUUGUCCAUCUGGGACCUGGCGGCCCCCACGCCCCGGAUCAAGGCCGAGCUGACCUCCUCCGCCCCGGCAUGCUACGCCCUGGCCAUCAGCCCUGACGCCAAAGUCUGCUUCUCCUGCUGCAGCGACGGCAACAUCGUGGUCUGGGAUCUGCAAAACCAAACCAUGGUUAGACAGUUCCAGGGUCACACAGAUGGGGCCAGUUGCAUUGAUAUCUCCAAUUAUGGCACUAAACUUUGGACCGGCGGUUUGGACAACACCGUCCGGUGCUGGGACCUCCGCGAAGGCCGGCAGCUGCAGCAACACGACUUCAACUCCCAG